AUGGAAAAGGUUACAUCUGUAUGUGUGAGCUGCAUGCUGCACUGGUUCACCCUAAUGCUGACUCUGCUGGGUGGAGUCCCUGCCUUGCCUGUGGGUUCAAACCCUGAGUGCUCUGCUGGUUCCACAGCCAAAUACAGCCUGACGUUUACGGGCAAGUGGAGUCAGACUGCCUUCCCAAAGCAUUACCCCCUUUACAGGCCCCCUGCUCAGUGGUCUCCCCUUAUUGGAGUGACGCACAGCUCAGACUAUCACAUAUGGCAAAGGGAUGAAUAUGCAAGCAACGGAGUGAGAGAGUUCAGUGAAAAAGGAGAAGCAUGGACACUGAUUAAAGAGGUGGAGGCAGCUGGAGAGCGCAUCCAAAGUGUAUAUGGCCUCUUCUCCACACCAGCUGUAACUGGUGGAACAGGCCAGACGACCUCUGAGUUUGAAGUCUUUGCAAGACAUUCAUUUUUAUCUUUCAUUGUACGGAUAGUGCCCAGUCCAGACUGGUUUGUGGGGGUGGACAGCUUAAAUCUUUGUGAGGGAGAGAACUGGAAAGAGAGUGUAACGCUUGACCUGUACCCUUACGAUGCUGGUACAGACAGUGGCUUCACAUUUUCAUCCCCCAACUUUGAGACCAUUCCUCAGGACAAAGUCACACAGAUAACCUCAUCAUUACCAAACCAUCCAGCAAAUGCCUUCUUCUACCCUCGACUGAAGCAUCUACCUCCCAUUGCAAAAGUAACCUUAACCAAGAUAAAAAACAAUCAAAUCUUCAACCUGCCUAUUGAGCCUACCCAAUCAAACCAGAUUCCUACAGGAAAUGACAUUGAAGAUGCCCUCAUAAAUACUCCUCUCGACUGUGAAGUAUCUGUGUGGUCACCGUGGGGGUUAUGUCAGGGCAAAUGUGGUGACAAAGGGGUGAGGCAUCGGACUCGCUUCAUCCACAUGCAGCCUGCUAACAGCGGGGCUGCUUGCCCGCUUCUGGAGGAGGAGAAACCCUGUGUUCCAGACAACUGUGUUUGA
Messenger RNA from Chanos chanos (milkfish), 1005 nucleotides. It is a transcript of the gene spon2b, whose product is annotated as spondin 2b, extracellular matrix protein. The record is from RefSeq and is a predicted model, not a curated record. Gene Ontology annotation, cellular component: extracellular matrix. The transcript is spliced from 5 exons. NCBI's taxonomy places the organism in Eukaryota, Metazoa, Chordata, Actinopteri, Gonorynchiformes, Chanidae. Gene Ontology annotation, biological process: cell adhesion. The coding region runs from base 1 to 1005 and encodes 334 amino acids.